This is a messenger RNA of Prorocentrum cordatum, 3031 nucleotides long. The record is from the annotation of a GenBank genome assembly. NCBI's taxonomy places the organism in Eukaryota, Dinophyceae, Prorocentrales, Prorocentraceae.
GCUCAGUCCAAGGCCAACGCCGGUACGGGACGUGAAAACGACCACAGCCACUGCUUUUCUUUUGUUGUCGCCUUCCAGCCAGCAGAAACAAAGCAGUGGUGGUGGUCAUACUCGUUAAGCUUGGCACCAGGGAAAUGACCACAACCACUGCCUCUUCUUCCGCCGGCUGGAAGGCGGCGCAAGCAAGAAGCAGUGGUUGUGGUCAUCAUCUUCCCGUCCCGCAUCCGGCGCAGCAGCCCCCCACUGGGGCCUAUAAUCCUCCUCGAUCUUUCCGGCGAAGACCUCCCGGUAGCUGCCUCCUACAGGCAGAGGCGGGCGACGCGCCGCCCGGCCCUGGCGCGCUGCCCCGCCUCGCCGCGGCCGCCGAGCCCGACGGCCGCGGGCCCCGGCGGGGCGCGCCAGAGCUCCGCCCGUCGCUCGACAGCGCCGCGUCGACGGGUCUGCCAGAGUCCCCCUCCAUCACUGCUCCGUCGGCGAAGGCGCUCCACACUCACGAGGUCUCUCCGACCACGUCGCCGAGGCUGCCGCCAGGCCUCCCGCAUCAGUGCGGCAGCCCCUCCGGCCUCCGCGGGGCGCUCGCGGGGGCGGGCCGCCGCGCGGGCGGCCUGGCGGCCGGGCCCGCGCGGCGCAAGGCGGACAGCAUGCCGCACUUGCGCGGCGGCCCUGCGGGGAGAGGCGUGAUGACGUUCGAGAUCCUGCACCUCAGGGAGAAGGUGGCCUCGAUCUACGAGCCGACGGAUUCGUGCGACCUGCGCCGCCGGGGCUCCAAGACCCUGCUCCUCCCCUCCGAGGCGCCCGGUGCGCACACGGGCGCGUCUCCCGACUGCUUGUCCCCCAAGCGCAGGGCCCGGAGCAUGAUGAUCUGUGGGGCGACGGGGGGCUGCCGGGCGUGCGGGUCCCAGCAGAGGCGCGUGGGGUUCUCACCUCCUCUGCUUAACAGCGCCCACGAAGUGACGCCGUACGCAAGCCAGUACGGCGUGCACCCGAGCUUCUUCGAUUUCGACAGGGGCGGCGAGAUGAGGCUGACCGACUUGGGCAUCGCCGAGAAUAUGCGGCGCAAGGAGCAGGGCUUGGAUCCACUGAUGCUAGACGGGAAAGAAGUGAUUUGAGGGGUUCCCUCACGAGUUAAGUCUUAAGAGCAGGGUUUUGAUCCAUUGAUGCUAGACGGGGAAGAGGUGAUUUGAUGGUUGAUCCAUUGAUGGAAGACGUUUUGUCAAAUUAUCGCCAUGUGGCUCACAGGUUUUAGGAUUGCGAAGCCGACGCGGAGAUCGUUUUUAGCGAGACGACUCCCAGUUUUCUUAGGACAGGCGCAGGUCAAGGGGUUUAGCCAGCUGCGACGUGUGGUUUGCAGAGAUUCGCCGUCUGCCCGCCCACGACGUGGCUACCUUUCUAUAGGCCUGCGUGGUCCUUGGUCCGUGUGCUCUGCUGUCAGCGUUGCUGUCUCAGAGCUCCGUCUCCCGCACCAUCAUUCUGCAGUGCGUGCGCACGGGAUUGGGCACGCAUCUGGGGUUCUGCGUGCUUGUGCUGCGCGGAGCGCCCUGAUGAGAGGACGGUGCGGACUGGUGUCGGGUUUGAAGAGGGGCACGGGGGAUCUCUCAGUCGCUCGCUCCCGCUGCAGGAGUUCCCGUGCGAGUUGGCUGCGACUCUUGUUGCCCGAGCUGGGGUUCUUCGGCCCAGGUGUUCGGCGGUAAGAUGUCCCAGGCCCUGGCCCCGCCCUCCCGCCCUGUGCUCAGCCCCGCCGCAACCGCACCGAGGCUGCUCGCGAACCGACCGCCGGGCUGGCUCCGGUCCCCUCCACCGCUCUGCUUCUGGGCGGCGCUGCUCAGCCUCUCAUCGAGCUUGGGCCCCGGGCGACAGCUGGAUACCUUCUUCCGCUGAUGCCCCUGGCUCGCGGACCCUCGUGGCCAGCGAUGUACAGGUCGGCUUGUGCGGUGUUUCCAGCUUUCGUGGCGCUCCCCCCCCGUUUCCCGCGUCUUUUCCGUCCGGCGCGCCGUGGUGGUGUUCGACGGCCAUUGCAGACGUGUGCAAUGUGAUCUAGUCGAUGGCCGACGAACGGGCGCGCUGUGGUGGCUUUCGACGGCCAUUGCAGAUGUGUGUAAAGCAAGUCGAUGGCCGACGAACGACGUCCCUUGUGCAAACGAGGCAAGUUGUACCGUUGGGGUUGAGGCCAACUCAGCUCAUGCGUGCUAUGCGAUCCUAGUGCUGCGAGCGCUGCCCACAGUGCAUGUGGAGUUUUUUUUGUUGUGAAUCAGCCUCCAGGAGCACGGCUCCACUUCCGCGUAUGUUGAUCCAGGUGGCCUUCGCUUUACUUGUGGUCUGGAAGGCAAACUUUUGGUCUGGAGGCCCAUGGCUUAGUCCUAUAAGACCACCUGGGCGGUGAUUGAGCGGUUCGGGUGGGGCCGGAUCUGCACAUGUUUGACCUGCCUCAGAUCCACAUCGUCUUCACAUUGUCCCCCCCGGGUCAUGGAUGCGGAGCGUCGUUUGUCCAGUUCCAGCCGCGAGUGCGGGCAGUCGUCGUUUGUUCGCCCACCCGCGCAGUUUCGCCGCUCCCGCACAGAAGGGGGCUCCGCCGCUCCCGCACGCACGCCAGCCAGCGUGGAGCCCUCGUCCCGUUUUUCACGCAUCUUCGGCCGCGGGGCGCUGCGCCGGGGGGUGCUGCUGCUUCUGCCUUGGGCCUGCUGCUCGCGGGCCUGCGCGCCCAGCCCCAGAGAGUGCCUGGGCUCGCCUGGCGUACGAGGCCCUGGCCAUGUAGUUGUAGCCCGGCCGUCUUGGCGGCAGCCGCCUCCCGGCGUUCCUAGCGUUCGAGCUUGGGAUGCAGGCUCGCCAGGACGAAGAGUAGUUAGAGUACGGCUUGAGCAGCUGAUACCACAGGCUCGCCAGCACAAUCACUCGGUCUUGCCAGGCCGUCGCAGUCUCAAUGCUGCCUGCCUUCUUCUGUGCCUCUGCCUCGCCAGUGCGCGGAGUGUCCAGUUCGUGGUUCUGCCCAGAUCCGGACCCGAGUUCGGAGGCCAUGCCCUGCUCAAGCAGGAGA